AUGAACAUCCUUAAUCAAACAAAAUCAAUCAUCAAUUCUAAACUGUUCAACAAAUACUGUCAAUCUUAGAACUAUUAUUUCACAAGAGACAUCAAUGAAAUUCUUAAUGAAGCCACUACUAAGUCAACUGUCAGAUUCAAAGAUUGGAAUUGUUAUGAUGAACAAGUAUUACUCUCAUAAUUAAAAAGGAUGAAUAUCUAAAACGUGUCUAUCAUUUAUCUGAAUAUCCUGUUAAGAUACAACUUCUUUCUGAAUAUUAUAAAGUAUAAUUAUAUCAUUCAUAUAGUUUCAUCAUGAUAUUGCAAGAAUAUUUCAAGAACCAGUCUCAACUAUCUUAAAUAAAUAUUAUGAUAAGAAACGUAAGAUUGAAUAUUAUAGAAUUGCCAAAAUUAUUGAUCAGGAAAACAAAAACAAUCCUCACAGACCACCUAAAGGAAUCAUAGGAGAAAAGCCCUCUCCUCUUAAUUCAUAAUUAAGUCAACCAAAUUAAGAAUAAGAUUUAGCUGAAUACAAUAUCAAAAAUAUACAAAUACUAAAAGAACUAAGUUGCCUUGAUUAAUUACAACAAGUAAUUUUCAUUUUCAUAUUCUAAGUAAAUUGAUAAACCUACUAAAAUUAAAUUUGAUGUCUCUUAAACACUUAAUGAAAUCUGUAAAUAAAUUGCUAAUUGUCCUGAUCAAUCAUCUCUCUUUAUUUCUACAAACAACAAGAAUGAAGAAAUCAAAUUAAAUAAUUUCUUAAACUUCAUUAAUUAAUAAUAAAAAUAAUAAUUACCAUAACAGAAACAAUAAACUAAACUAAGUCAACCUUAAGAAAAACUCAUACAUUCUAUUAUAAAAUAAAGAUUACCAAAUAAAUAAAAAUCAACUGAAAUUUAAUCAUUCCUAAAAACAUAAAAUUUUGAUUAUCCUUCUACUCAAUCAACUAUUGAUUAAAGAUAAUCUAAAACUAAUUUAUAUACUGAAGAAAACAUAAUUAAAAUUGAAUCCAAACUUAGUGAAUCAUUAAAAAAUAGAUCUAAAUUAAGAGUUAAUAAAGAAUCUCUUAAAUCAAGCUCACCUUCUAAUCAAUUAAAUUUCAAUUCAAAUAAUGCUUAAUAAAUACUCAAAACAUAACAAUCUUAAAUAAAAAUUAACGGUAAUAAUUUCAUAUCUAAAUUACUUAUUGAAGAUCAAAUAAUUGAAUAAGAUUUCAAAUGGAAAACUGGAGCUUAAACACAUCGUCCAACAACUGGAACAUCUAAUCAUUUUAAUUAUAGUCCAUAAAUUUAAAAAAUGAAAUUAGAUAAUUGUAAAAUACUUAAAACUAAAACACAUCAUCAACCACCUUAAUUUCAUACUCUUAAAAGUUUACCAACUAAUAGAAAUAAAGAGAUUUCUAGAAAAACUGCAUCCCAAAAUAUGCAUAUUCGUUAAGGUUCCAAUCAAGAAAGAAUUAUCACUCUUCAAAAUGAUUAACCAAGAACUUAAUUUACAAAUAAUGUAUUUAAAGAAAUAUAACCAUACUAAUCUUCAACACAUCGAAAAUAGGUUUCAGAUAAUCGAGCCUUAUUUUAAAAGGAUUAAAUUUAAGAAUUCAAUUGUUUAACAGAAAGAAGACACAAUGUUGAAUAACUAUUCAAAAAUAACAUCUUAGAUUAUAAUAAUUUAAUGAAAACUGGUUAUAACAAUAUUUAAUAAGGCUCAUUUUAAAAUAAUAUUCAUAAUAAUUAAUAAUAGCAAAGCAUUUAAUAAUUGAUUAGAAAAGUAGCUAAAUAACAUCAAUAACUAUAUUUAAAUAAUUAUAAGAAUUAAUAAAAUCAUUCUUGA
Paramecium pentaurelia is the source of this 1808-nucleotide messenger RNA. The record is from the annotation of a GenBank genome assembly. NCBI's taxonomy places the organism in Eukaryota, Ciliophora, Oligohymenophorea, Peniculida, Parameciidae.